Messenger RNA from Sporisorium graminicola, 2115 nucleotides. RefSeq lists its product as uncharacterized. Gene Ontology annotation, biological process: triterpenoid biosynthetic process; ergosterol biosynthetic process. Lineage: Eukaryota; Fungi; Basidiomycota; Ustilaginomycetes; Ustilaginales; Ustilaginaceae. The transcript is spliced from 3 exons. Gene Ontology annotation, molecular function: lanosterol synthase activity. Gene Ontology annotation, cellular component: lipid droplet. The record is from RefSeq and is a predicted model, not a curated record. Bases 1 to 2115 code for a protein of 704 amino acids.
AUGUCGCUAAAGCAGCCCCCUCUUGGUCGCACUGAUCUUUCCCGAUGGAGGCUACGAGUCUCUGACGGUGGUCGACACGUAUGGCACUAUCUUCGCGACGAUGCCGAGUGCAAAGCAUGGCCCCAAUCCAUCGAGGACAGGUACUGGCUCGGUCUCCCUACCGACCUGCCCGAACUCUCUAAAGCCAAGACGCCGCUUGACGCGGCCAAGAACGGCCUGUCGUUCUAUCGCCACCUCCAAUCUAGCGAUGGUCAUUGGGCGGGCGAGUACGGCGGUCCCAUGUUCCUGCUACCUGGCCUCAUCAUUGGCAUGUAUGUUACCAAAACCCCCAUUCCGGAAGAAUGGAGAAUCGAAAUAGCACGCUACCUCUGGAAUCGUGCCGACAAGGCUGACGGUGGUUGGGGCAUUCACAUCGAAGGCUGCUCCACCGUCUUUGGCACCGCUCUCAAUUAUACCGCGCUGCGUCUCAUUGGUGUCCCCGCUGACCACCCGAUGAUGGUCAAGGCGCGCGGUACACUUCACAAGCUUGGUGGUGCGGCAGGCAUCCCAUCGUGGGGCAAAGUCUGGCUCGCCAUCCUCAACUGCUACGAAUGGGAGGGCGUGAAUCCCGUCCCUCCAGAGCUGUGGUUGCUGCCGGACUGGUUGCCCAUGCAUCCAUGGAGAUGGUGGAUUCACACCCGCAUGGUGUACAUGCCCACGGGAUAUCUAUGGGGGAGAAAAUUUAAGGCCGAGAUGGACCCGCUCAUCGCCUCGUUGCGAGAGGAGCUGUUUGUGCAGCCAUAUGAGUCGAUCAACUGGCCCGCGCAAUCUGGCAACAUCGCGGCUGUCGAUAUCUUCUACCCGCACACCAAGACGCUCAAGGCGCUCAUGGCGCUCGUCAGAACCUAUGAUAGCUGCCACAUUCCUGCUUUGAGGAGAGCGGGCAUCAAGAAAGCCUACGAAUUGCUCUCGUGGGAGGACGAGAACACUUCGUACCAGUGCGUGGGUCCUGUCAACAAGAUGCUCAACUAUGUGGCGCGCUGGGACGCUGAGGGCCACGACAGUCACGUUAUGCGCAUGCAUCGCGAGAAACUCAAGGAUUUUAUGUGGGUUGGACCCGAGGGCAUGAUGAUGACCGGCACCAACGGCAGUCAGCUGUGGGACACGGCGUUCAUAGCGCAAGCCAUGGUCGAUUCGGGUCUGGCUGCAUCGAUAGAGAACCGCCAGUUGACGCAGAAGCUGCUCGACUGGCUCGACGAGUGCCAGAUCCGCGAGAACCCGCAGCAUUUCGAGAAAUGCUACCGUUUCGCCACCAAGGGCGCCUGGCCCUUCUCCACCAAGGAACAAGGCUACGUCGUAUCAGACUGCACUGGAGAGGGACUCAAAGCGGUCAUCAUGCUGCAGGAAAACGUGCCCUACCUGUCCAAGCAGGUUUCGCGUCAACGAAUGCACGACUCAAUCGACCUUCUGCUCACCAUGCAGAACCCAGGCGGCGGCUUUGCGUCGUACGAGACCAUCAACGGCCCGGCGCUGCUCGAGAUGAUCAACCCCGCUGAGGUUUUUGGCGACAUCAUGAUCGAAUACGCCUACCCCGAGUGCACCACUUCGGUCGUCACGGCGCUGCUCAAGUUCACCCAGAUCGACGACUAUCGUAAAGCGGAUAUCCAAAAAUGCGUCGAGAGCGCCGUCAAGUACAUCCUCAAGGCGCAGAGACCCGACGGAAGCUGGUUCGGCUCUUGGGCAAUCUGUUUCACGUAUGCAACCAUGUUUGCCGUCGAGAGUCUCAUGUUGGCGGGACACACGUAUGAGAACAGCCCGGUGAUCAGGAAGGCGUGCGAAUUCUUGGAGAGCAAGCAGAUGGACGACGGCGGGUGGGGCGAGACGUACAAGUCAUGCGAGACGGGAGUAUAUACGCAUGCGAAAAAAUCGCAGGUGGUGCAGACGGCUUGGGUGGUAAUCACGCUACUGCACGCCAAGUACCCGCACAAGGACCGCAUCAAGAAGGCGGUCAAGGUCAUCAUGGAUCGCCAGCUGGCCGAUGGGUCUUGGGCACAAGAACAGAUCGAGGGUAUCUUUAACAGCUUCACGAUUUGGGCGUUGGGUAAAGCGGCGCGCGAGCUCGAGUGGGGCUCGUAG